Messenger RNA from Nerophis ophidion (straightnose pipefish), 1003 nucleotides. RefSeq names its product linkage group 20 C22orf23 homolog (gene lg20h22orf23). The transcript is spliced from 7 exons. Lineage: Eukaryota; Metazoa; Chordata; Actinopteri; Syngnathiformes; Syngnathidae. The coding region runs from base 261 to 947 and encodes 228 amino acids. The record is from RefSeq and is a predicted model, not a curated record.
UUCCUUGCGGCUUCCGCUUUCGCCGACGAGCGCGAGCGCUGCGGGAGGGAAACUCACCGGACCCGGAAGCAUCGAUCGGAACCAGGUUUCCCUCAAAAUCCCAAAUCAUUCUAUCGUCUGAAUUGCAUCGGAUAGUUUCAGCCUCCAUCGCUCGGAAUACCCUCCAUGUGCCUUCGUCGAAGGUCUCCUCAUGGUUGCCAGACACGAAGGAACUUUUCUUUCUUGCUGGGACUCUACUGUUACGACUGGUUGGCAUAGUGAUGCCAAAUUGUUCCCUUCGUGGAUGCGUCGGCAUGAACACAGCAACGUGUGAAGACGACUUCAUGGACACCCCCUCACAGUGCACAGUCGAUGGGGGGCGGCGAAGUAAUCCACGGGCCAGCCAGUAUAGCAGGAACACUCGGGACCUGCUGAGAUCGAUGAUGCAAGAGAUGACCCUCACACACUCCCAGAGGAAAAACAUCAAUGAGUGCCUGAAGAAUGGAUCAGCCUUGCCACUGAGCACUCAGCCUUCACCAUCAAGAUCUUCCUCUCACUCCAAAGGCAGUAGAUGUGUCCACAAACUCCUGCCAGGUCGUCCCCAGAGACGCAGCGCUGCUUCUUGCCGCUCUGGGAACAACUACGUCAGAGAAAAGUUUUCCUCUGUUCCAACAAGAGACUUGGAAAAGGAGAAGAGGAGGCUUCAAAACAUCCUGGCAACAGGACGAGAAGAAACAGCCGAUGAUGUAAAUGUUGCUGCGUGCGAGGAACCUGAAGCCACAGAGGAAGUGGAUCGUUACCAGGAAGUUUUGGAUGAGAUUGAGGAAAGAAGACAAUUCUUGGCUGACAUGGCCUCUCUGGGACAGGAGAAGCAGUACAUCCAUAUAAUCAACACCGAAAUAUCUCAGAAAAUCCGUGAAUUGGAGAUGCUAGAAGAAGCCCGACAACCUAACAAUGAAGUGAACUGAAUGGAUGCAAGACAGUGACAUGUGCACAAAGGUUCAAUAAACAGUAAACAUCUGCA